AUGGAGUCCUCACGCGGGCCCCCGAGGGUCAAAAACAAGGCCGCCGCGCCUGUCCAGAUCUCCGCCGAACAGCUUCUGCGCGAAGCCGUCGAUCGUCAGGAGACCUCUCUACAGGCGCCGACACAGCGAUUCGGCGAUUUAGAAGAGCUUCACGAGUUCCAGGGUCGAAAGCGGAGGGAGUUCGAGAGCUAUGUCCAACGAAAUAGGAUUAACAUGAACAACUGGAUGCGCUAUGCCGCCUGGGAACUUGAGCAGAAAGAAUUCAAGCGAGCGCGAUCUAUCUUCGAACGUGCCCUUGAUGUCGAUCCGACGUCGGUUGUGCUAUGGAUCCGAUAUAUCGAGGCCGAGAUGAAGAAUAGGAAUAUCAACCAUGCGAGGAACUUACUCGAUCGUGCUGUCACCGUCUUACCCCGAGUUGAUAAGUUGUGGUACAAGUAUGUCUACAUGGAGGAAACGUUGGGCAAUAUCCCCGGUACGAGACAAGUCUUCGAGAGAUGGAUGUCUUGGGAGCCGGAUGAGGCGGCGUGGAGCGCGUAUAUCAAGUUGGAAAAGCGAUACGGCGAAUACCAACGAGCCCGAGAUAUCUUCGAACGCUUCACGAUAGUACAUCCGGAACCACGCAACUGGAUUAAGUGGGCUAGGUUUGAGGAAGAGUUCGGGACGAGCGACCUUGUCCGAGAAGUCUUUGGUGCUGCGGUAGAGGCCCUUGGAGAUGAAUUCGUCGAUGAGAGACUCUUCAUCGCCUAUGCCAGAUUCGAAGCGAAGCUGAAGGAAUACGAACGGGCUAGGGCUAUUUACAAAUACGCACUGGACCGUCUCCCUAGAUCAAAAUCUAUGGGCUUACAUAAGGCUUAUACAACCUUUGAGAAGCAGUAUGGUGAUAGAGAUGGUGUUGAGGAUGUCAUAUUGUCGAAAAGGAGAAGACUCUACGAAGACCAGAUCAAGGAAAAUCCGAAGAACUACGAUAUAUGGUUCGAUUAUGCUCGAUUGGAGGAAACUUUAGGCGACCUAGAUCGAGUAAGAGACGUCUACGAGCGAGCGGUCGCGCAAAUACCACCGACGCAGGAGAAGCGACACUGGCGUCGCUAUAUCUAUUUAUGGAUCUUCUACGCUAUAUGGGAGGAGUUGGAAGCCAAAGACAUUGACCGGGCGCGCCAGAUCUACAAGUUGUGUGUCGACUUAAUCCCCCACAAGAAGUUUACCUUCGCUAAAGUCUGGUUGUUGAGAGCACAAUUUGAGAUACGGCAAGGCGAAUUAACAGCCGCGCGUAAAACGCUUGGGCAGGCCAUUGGCAUGUGCCCGAAAGACAAGUUGUUCAAGGGCUACGUCGAGCUGGAGUUGAAGCUUUUUGAAUUCGUGCGAUGUCGAACACUCUACGAAAAGCACAUCGAAUGGAACCCUGCCAAUUGCCAGACCUGGAUUAAGUUCUCCGAGCUCGAAAGAGGAUUGGACGAUCUCGAGAGGACAAGAGCAAUUUUCGAGUUAGCUAUUAACCAGCCCGUCCUAGAUAUGCCGGAGCUCCUAUGGAAGGCGUACAUUGACUUCGAGGAAGAAGAGGGCGAGUAUGAAAAGACACGCGAUCUAUACGAGAGACUGUUGGAAAAGACCGAUCACGUCAAGGUCUGGAUCAGCUAUGCCCAUUUCGAGAUCAAUAUUCCCGAAGAAGACGAGGAAGAAACAGGCGAAGAGGAAGAGCGACCUGUCAGUGAGGAGGCGAAGGCCAGAGCUCGUGGUGUAUUUGAACGUGCUCACAAGCGUAUGAAGGAGAAAGAACUCAAGGAAGAAAGAGUUUCUCUACUCAAUGCUUGGUUAUCGUUCGAACGCACGCAUGGGUCAGCGGAGGAUAUCGAGAAAGUUCAGAAACAAAUGCCGCGGAGGACAAAGCGGAGACGCAGGCUCGAAGACGACACGUUCGAGGAGUAUAUCGACUACGUCUUCCCUGCGGACGACGAACAGAAGCAGGAUCUAUCCAAGAUGCUUGCUAUGGCUCAGGCCUGGAAGCAAGGCGGUGGAGCUGUCGGCGGGUCGAGUUAA
Molecule: messenger RNA, 2034 nt
Organism: Hypoxylon trugodes
Lineage: Eukaryota; Fungi; Ascomycota; Sordariomycetes; Xylariales; Hypoxylaceae
Product: cell cycle control protein
Exons: 1
Coding region: 1-2034 (677 amino acids)
Biological process (GO): mRNA splicing, via spliceosome; spliceosomal complex assembly
Cellular component (GO): post-mRNA release spliceosomal complex; Prp19 complex; U2-type catalytic step 2 spliceosome
Molecular function (GO): protein binding
Source: RefSeq, a predicted model, not a curated record